Spirometra erinaceieuropaei is the source of this 4370-nucleotide messenger RNA. NCBI's taxonomy places the organism in Eukaryota, Metazoa, Platyhelminthes, Cestoda, Diphyllobothriidea, Diphyllobothriidae. The record is from the annotation of a GenBank genome assembly.
AUGGGUGACGUAGAGUGGACAGGGACUGUCGGUAGCAGCUGCAGUGCUCCUCCCAAUCAGCAAGUGGCAGAGAAAUGGAAACGCUUCCAGCGGCAGGAUAUUAUACUGCAAAAAUUGGAUGGCUUUUUCUCGCAUGGAUCUUCUGACGACAUUCAACAACUCGAAGGUAGGACAUAUUCCCUGCACUCCAGAUGCCUCUGGCAGGCAAUUACUUUCUCAUUGAGGAGAUAAUCUGCCUAGACGACUUUAAGACGCAUGAUGUUACGGUGCGAGAAGUGCUUGACAGCGUUAAUGCGGAUUCUGAAUUGCGCUUCAGCAUUCGUGGUAGCAAGAUCCGGCUUAAACCACCCGAACUUAAUGUGAAUUGGUUCUUCCUUUAUCUUUCCUUUUCGCUCAGGAUGCGCGGAUCCUCUUGUCGAAAAGGCUGACUUGGAUCCUCAGACACGGGGCGGAGAAGGCGGGACUGAAGUACCAGUACGGUAUGCCCAGAACGACUGUUGUUUUUAAUGAUACGUCCUUUACUGAAGAUCAGAAUUUCCACUGUCUGCUGCGUUUUGUGGAAUGUUGGCGGCCUAAGUGGGCACUAGUUUUGUUCAUACGUAGGUGUAACAUCUGGAACGUAUCUGAAUGAAGACAACAGGUAGGUUAGUGAUGCGAAAGUAAAGUAGUCUUCAUGCGAGGAGGAAACUUUCAGAAUAACCUGUUGUUAAUCCGAAUCGAAUGCUUUGGAGAAGACGGUUGCCUCGUUAUUUUCGUGACUGGACAUUUGGAGUCCUUAUCUAGAUGGUGGCUAACGGUGUUGGAAUUCUGAUAAACCACAUCCAUAUAGCCAUUUCUACAUAAAUAUAGCGCUUAUCUUCGCCGUUUCUACAGUUGGGUGGUCAUAAAGGUUGUUUUUACUCGAUUCUGUGACUAGAAUAACUUGGUUUCUGGUGACGACUUUCCUGCAUCUCCAAUUUUCUCAUCCACCUUAGAAGUUCAAGCUGAAGCUCUUGAAGACGACUUUGUCCCACACCUCUAAUAUAUCGAUUUUUUCCAGGCGUUCAACACUGUCGCACGUCGAUAUUUUUCGCAUAAACUGAUCGCCUUCGUUAUCAGUGGCCGUCUUCUAGGCUUUGAAGGAGUGUUUCAUACAUAUCGAAAAGAGCGCAAUAGAAGGAUUGACACCCAGAUGACCAGUUAGUCCUUUGAAAUUGUCCACACCGACUACAGCCGUAGUUUGAGCGAUGAGUUCCUGAUUUCUACAUGCAAAAAUGUGCUAUUCUGCAUCUGCGCCGUCAUUCAUCACUUGGAUAACAGCAUGAAUUUAUCUUACCUGAAUGCCACUCAGCUUGAUCUAACGCCCUCGCAUAAGCGCUUUGGUACUUGGAAAGGCAACACUUUAAAAUCCACCCCACGGCGCAUAAAGAAUGUAAGAUGCACCACCCGAGUACUACACAUCACGAAAGAACGUUUGCAGUUCCGGAAACCGCGAUUCGGAAAGGACAUAGGCAAUCUUGGGAAAGUGCAAUGCCGGUCGAAAAAGUCAACUGAAGUUAGAAAACGCCGAUCAAGCCCUCGGAGGUUUCGAACCCCCGGGUUGACCACGGCUGGCUGGUGAUAGCUAAUAAGCCGGAAGUGACCACUACAGUUCCCCUUGUCUUUCUCCUCACAUGCUGAACCAGAGGUGAACAGACAGCUGCCUGCUUGCCGCUCAAAUUUCAUACAAAGUCAGUGCUGCUUAACGUAGAAGAGAUACCGAGAAAGAUAUGAAACCUCGAAUAGCCACUUCUCGCUUAUUCGUCGUAAUUAACCAGCCCUACUGAAUUCCGGCCUGAACAAACCGCAGCUCAAUCUGUAAAUACACCGUAAAACAAUCCUCCCUCACUAACUAGUGUUCCCGAGGGCAGCAGACAGGGCGACGGACCCCUGCCUUAAGGGUGGGACGUUGGACUUCAAUGCCUGAUGACCAAAGAUCUUUGUUCAAGUCCCGAGUUUCCAAAGUCGGGAUUGAUGCAUGACUGCCUGGCUACGACCAAUAAGUCAUUCCAGUCUGCUCUGUCUGUGUUUGUACUCUGCUUUGUCAUCGGUCGCCGUACCACUGCUCGCGAGGACUCUAGAUUGAAAUACAACUGCACCGCUAAAGGAUUCUUCAAUGCUGAGGCGCCAUGGCAAUCAGUUACUCAUAUAUUCACAGCUAUCUAGUCAACCUGCUGUUAUUAAAAAAACCGGUUUUUGAGAGACCCUGUCCAAUAUCAACGACAGUAUGCUGAAUGCGUGCUAAAAUUUCAACACUGUUGAAGCUUCCAGCCUUUAUCUGCGCUGAACAAGAGGUAGUUCUGACGUAUCAUGUGGAACUUUGUUGCGAAUGGACACUUCCUGCUCCGCUAAUUUCUGGCCGACUCUCAUCACUUCUCAUCCCCGGUCAAUGAAUGUACACUACUUAUAUGGGAAAUGAGACAAGAGUUUUUGAGACAGCUAGGCUUUCACUCAGGUGAACUAAUGCAAACGGCUACCUAAGCUCUCAGACCAUACGUCUUAACAGCCAUACCAUAACCCCAGAACUGCCCAUUUGCAUUCGUAUUUGGUGUCACCCACUCGAAACACGUCUAAUUAUUCAUUUGAGCUUCCAAACUGGUCGCGUUUAUACUUCUGCAUUUUGCUCCCCAAGGCGGCUACGUGUACCUCGAUGACAUUUUGAAGCACCCCCAAUUCGCUAAAGACAAAGUUACGGAAGAGCAGGUAUUCAGUUUGGUCAGAGAGGAUGCCAAGGGACGUUUUGAGAUAGACAACAGCGAUCCGAGUGGGAGGCUGCGCAUUCGAGCUCUUCAAGGUCACUCUUGCAAGGUAAGUUGUAUGCCAUUUUGUCAUCUCUUGUGCUUAGUGUCGGUUUCUUUGCCUCUUUUUCUUUUUUGUAAUUGUAAUAUUCUACUUCAUCACCAGCUCCCGCAAUUUUUCCCCCCUGAACACAAAGUGAGUUUCAAUUCUGUCUGAAAUGUCCGCUGUCUGUGUGCUUGCUUGCUAAGAUUCUCCCUGUUUAAGUUUAGGUUCUUCUGCAGAAAUACUGAGCACUUUGUUGUCCAUGACUUUCCUCUCUCGGUUGCGUGUCGCUGUUGCGUUAUAUAAGCACGAGGACCACCCUGCCACGUACUUGUACUCAGUACAGCUGUAGUCAUGCGUCAUCUGCUUGGUCGCCAUGGUGUCGCGAAUUGCACCUCCUCCUUGCGGCGGAAGAUCCAGAGAGCUGGACCCAUCCUUGCGUUAGACGCGGUGCUGUCGAAAGGGGUGUAGUCGACAAGACAAAGAUUCCCAAUCAUAAGUCAGGGGAGACGGAGUGAGUUGGACAACCUUUACUGUUUUGGAAGUGCGUACACAAAGGCUCUGUGGGCAGGCGCCGCGAGCGCGCUCUCCAGGCAAAUUGUUGUCUGUGUCCACCUUCGAGGUGCUGAGACCCAGCGCGUGUGUGCGCCUUUCGUUGUCUCCGCGUCUGCCAGCCAAUCAGAGGGGGAACAGCGUUGAUUGGCCUGGAGCUCUCGCAAGGCUAGUGACAAGCCUCGCUCAUCCCAGUAGCGUAUCGACAAGGAGUGUGAGGCGGACAGGAAGAGAGCAUGGCAAAGGCGGAGGACAAGGAGACGCGAACUGCCAUAGUAACCCCCGGCUAGACCGACGGCGGCGCGUAGCGACGCCGAAAGAAUUUUUGUCUGCCUCGUUCCUUGGAAAUCAUUGUGCAUGCCCUCUGUUUAUUGAGUAAUCAGUGCGCAGAGGAAUAAAUAUGAUGCGGUCGGCCUUGUGCCCGCUAAACAUCUCACAGAGGUUUAAGAUUAUGCGCUACGAUUUACUUGAUAUCCACCUCCACAUUUUUCAGAUUGAGGGCCUAGACCUGCAACCCAUUGAUGUGGGUGAAUGUCCUGUAGUAAUCCACGGAACCUAUUACCAAAACUGGUCAAGCAUUUCUCAAACGGGGCUCAGCCGAAUGUCGCGGACGCAUAUUCAUUUUGCUGCCGGGGUGCCCGAAGGAAACAUGGCCAAAUCCGGCUUACGAGCGUCUGCUGAUGUUUGGAUUUAUCUUGAUAUUGACGCAGCCAUCAAAGGUAUGUUACGAGUUUCUAACUGUUAAUGCAGAAGCUUCUCGCAGUGGGUUUGAAAUAUACAGUAUACAGUGAGUGACCUAGCUCAUGAAAUGUUGGCUGAAAUUCUGAAAUGCGUUUUCGAUUAGGAAGGAUUACUUGGUCGCGGUUGUAAUAUUGAUUAUCUUGUGGCAUACUCUUAUAACAUUUCGGACUCGGCAGGAUGUCGGUUUUUAAAUGCACUUCUUUUCAAUCUCCUAUAGAAGGCGUGCUCGGUAAAAAAUGACUACUUAAGUAGCAUGCAUUUUUUCCAUUGAUUUUCGA